AUGAUCACUCCAAUGAUCACUGUGAGAAUGAUGUUGAUGAUGGUUUUAACUGAUGAUGAGGAUGGUAGUGACAAAUGUGAUUUCAAUGCGGUGUUGGAGGCGGAGACUAAUGCUGAUUUGGAUGUUGGUGAUGGGGGUGACGAUGUUCCUUUUGGUGAAUUAAUGGACGAUGACAAAAAUGUUUGGCCACACAUUUCAUUUCAUGAGGUGUGCAAGCAUGAUCAUUACAAGGCCUGUGCCCUCUUAGAGGAGGUCAAAGCGCUUGAUCAAAAUGCUGUAGCUGGAUUUCUUCAACUCAAGCAACGGCUUCAUGAGCAAUUAAGAGACACCAUCAGGGCACAUCUUAUGAAGAAAUCCCAAUCAAAAACAGGAGUUGAUAGACAAGGGACUACCUUGUCUCGGAUUCACAAUAUCAUGCCAACAACCAAGAGGUCUUGUUCUCGAAGAAGCUACCACGCCAAGAAUGCCUAUCAGGGCCCGACAACCAAAAGGUCCAAGAAGAACUAA
Cylindrotheca closterium is the source of this 507-nucleotide messenger RNA. Lineage: Eukaryota; Bacillariophyta; Bacillariophyceae; Bacillariales; Bacillariaceae. The record is from the annotation of a GenBank genome assembly.